UGGCAAGAGUUGCCAUUCGUUUUAUUCUGUGAAUGCUAGACUAGUCAGCCUCUUAAAAUGUGAGUUCAGUCGUCUUGUUCCUGCUUUAACUUAGGUUACAGUAGACAACCAGUCUGUUUUCAGUCUUUUGUCUGAAAUUGAAAUACCAGUGUAUUGUAUGUCGACAUUUGGACCGAAACCGAUUGAUGUUUCCUAGCCGGGAUCUCCCAGGGCUGCGUUCAAGAUUGACCCCCGCCAGCUUGCGGCCUCCGCCAAUCUCUUGAGCGAGCUCCACCUCCCGCCCGACAAGACCGCCCACAAGACCCCCCUGCGUCUGCCUGCGGCCAAGACCAGCAACCUCUGCGCGGCCUUCGGCCAAUCGCCGAGGCAGGACCUCGUUGCCAUGGACACAGAGUCCACCUACUCGGGGUAUUCGUACUACUCGGGGCGCUCCCGGGGAUCCCACAGGCACGGCGAGCGCAGCCGGGAUCGCCACAAGUCUCGCAGUAAGGACGGCAGCCGCUCCGAGAAGUCUGUCACCAUCAACGCUCCGCCUGCAGAGCCGCUGCUGGGAGAUUCAUCUGUACGAGGAGAAGAGGUGCAGGAUGACAACUGGGGCGAGACCACCACGGCCGUCACGGGCACGUCGGAGCACAGCCUCUCCCAGGAGGACAUCGUGCGCAUCACCAAGGACCUGGAGGACAGCGUGGGCCUGGACUGCCGGCGCUACCUGGCCCUGACCCUGGGCGUGGUGAUGGGCCUCCUGGUGUUCCUCACGCCCCUGGCCUUCCUGGCGCUGCCCCACCUGCUGUGGCCGUCGCGGCUGCAGCCGUGCGGCACGGCGUGCGAGGGCCUGUUCAUCUCGGUGGCGUUCAAGCUGCUCAUCCUGCUGCUGGCCGCCUGGGCGCUGUUCUUCCGGCCGCGGCGCGCCGGCCUGCCGCGCGUCUUCGCGUUCCGGGCGCUGCUCGCCGUGCUGGUGCUGCUGUUCGUGGUCUCCUACUGGCUGUUCUACGGCGUGCGCAUCCUGGAUUCGCAGGAUGAGAACUACCAGGGCAUCGUGCAGUACGCCGUGUCCCUGGUGGACGCGCUGCUCUUCAUCCACUACCUGGCCAUCGUGCUGCUGGAGCUCAGGCAGCUGCAGCCCUGCUUCUCCCUGGGCGUCACGCGCUCCACGGACGGGGAGACGCGCAACUACAACCUGGGCCAGCUCAGUAUCCAGCGGGCAGCGCUGGCCAUCUUAGAGAACUAUUACAGGGACUUCCCGGUCCACAACCCCGCCCUGCUGACCGCCUCCAAGACCCGCGCGGCCAAGCAUCUGGCCGGCCUCAAGGUCUACAACGUGGAUGGUGAGUUCCCGGCGUCGCCCACGGGCCCCGGCAACAACGCUGCGGCUGGAUUGGCCCAUUCCCAGUCGCGGGCCAUGAUCGCCGCCGCCGCCCGCCGCAGGGACACCAGUCACAACGAGCUCUACUACGAGGAGGCGGAGCACGAGAGGCGUGUCCGCAAACGCAAGGCGCGGCUGGUGGUGGCGGUAGAGGAGGCCUUCACCCACAUCAAGCGCAUGCAGGAGGAGGACCAGAAGAAGGCCCCGGGGGACGUGAUGGACCCCCGCGAGGCCGCCCAGGCCAUCUUCCCCUCCAUGGCGCGCGCCCUGCAGAAGUACCUCCGCACCACCAAGCAGCAGCACUGCCACAGCAUGGAGAGCAUCCAGCAGCACCUGGCCUUCUGCAUCACCAACAACAUGACGCCCAAGGCCUUCCUGGAGAGCUACCUGACCCCCGGCCCCACCCUGCAGUACGGCCGAGAGCGAUGGCAGGCAAGACAGUGGACCCUGAUCAGCGAGGCGUCCGUCACCAGCGGCCUGAAGGAGGGCGGCACCUUCCUGCUCAAGUGCAUAGACUUCAGCCUGGUGGUGACCACCAAGAAAAUCCCCUACAUCCAGCUCUCUGAGGAGUACAUCGACCCCAAGUCACACAAGUUUGUCCUGCGGCUACAAUCAGAAACCUCAGUCUAGAACUGUCUGCAUCGCGUCCUUUUUUAUGUCCCCCCUUUCGUCUUAUUUUCUAUCAAAGGUUUUUAUUUGGGGUUUGCUGUUUUUUUUAUAUAUAUAUAUAUUACAUAUGAAUAUAAAUUACACACAGUUUGAAUAUAUUGUUCUUUUUUUAUCUUUGGUUUCUCUGAGUUUUUUGUGAAGAAGAAGAAAAAACGAAUAUUUCGGAGGAGUUUGACGCAGACCUUUUUGAAGGUGGACCUGUACAGAUGUGUGUUGAUCGAUGUGUGACUGCGCAGUCUAUUGUCCCUCCCCUGGAAGACUCUGUGGCUGAGUUGACGUGUAGGGAGGGAGGGAGGGAGGGAGGGGGGAGGGGAGCGCUGGGUUUUGACUCAUCACAAGGGAGCAUCAUGUGAAAUAUCACCCUGAUGUGUCAUGUGACACCGUUGCCAUGGGCACUCCAUUCCCCACAGACAGACUAACCACUAAGGACAGUAGCGUCUUGACAACAAGUAUGUUGGGUUCUUACGGCGACCUCUCCAGGCUGACUCCAGUGGCCCAGCAUAAAGCUUGCUGCCUCCUGCUCCUCUCCUGCCUCUCUGCCUCGUUUGACGUCGGGUCUAGAUGUGUCCUCACUCGUGGAUGGAGAUCUGUGUGUCUUAUCUUGGUAACUGAAAGAAAUUGAAGACUUUCUGUCCACCAAUCGAAAUCGGUUUGGAAAUGACCCAAAAUUGAAUCAUCAUGACUAAACUAAACUGACACUUCAUUCAUAAUAUGCGUCAAAUGCACACGAUUUCCACGUCUGUAUAUUGAAUAUGUAUAAACGCUCGGAUAUGUGGUGUGUGUGUAAGUGUGGCUACUCAAAGGUGCUCUGCUUCUUCUCCCAAGUGCUUCAGUACACUGAGGGGGAAAUGCAUGGACGACCGGUUACCUUUUUAACUACAUGAUUCACGUUUUGAACAAAUUCCUGGUUAUUGUUUGUAGUGGAUAGCGAUUUCAGGCCGAUUUCAAGUUUGAACCUUAGAGGCAAAAUCCAUCAAAAUCCCAGGGAACUGACACAAGGUUAUUUUUAGACCUUAAAGUGGGGCAUUUUGUGUUGCGGUAGCACUAAUGCGCAUUGUCCCGCCAGGUGCGAUGGAGCAAAGACGGAACAUUUCCACUCAAAUGGGGAACACGUGAUGUGUCAAACUCAUGCAUGUCUCAUGUUGCGUUGUAGGAGCUACUUGCACUGGGCACAAGUGCACAUUGAACCAGCUGUAUUCAGCUGUGAAUCUUAAUUAUUUAAAGGUUCCUAAUAUAUUUUGCAUCCUAUAAUUCAAUCAAUAUAUUUUCUCAGGGGUAAAAUGCUCACUCCUGUUUACCUAGCAUUAUGAAGACAAAUACCCAUGGAGGGGAGAGGAUACAUUUCUGACUAAUAAUAGAAAUAUAAAGCUAGUGUGCCGUUGAACUGGCUCUAGAGCAGUCAUCCUUAGAAGGACAGUACUGGAAGACUAUGGAGAGGAGCUUCUCUCACAACUGGUCCCUCUUGUUUGUGGUUUAUAACCAUGUAUGAAGUCUGUUCUCAGACCUCUGCAAUGGCCCUGGAGGUCAAUUUCACUUAAAUUUGAAUAAUAAUUAUUAUUAUAAUAAUAGUUUUGUGCCAUUUUUCUUAUUUAAGGAUAACUCUGACUCAAAUUAAAUUGGGCCUUUCACACCAUGAUACGUGUUAUGCAAAACUGUGUCGAUCGGAGGUCUCUUUGAGGUCUCAACUUAUCUAUUUGAAGUCAAAUAAUCUAAAGCGAUGAUAAACAAAUGAUUUAUAUAAGAUUCAUACUAGACACAGCAUAUGCUCUUACUGGUAUACACACACACACUUUGAUAAAAGCUGACCAUAUGGGAGUAUAUGUGAUCAAGCCCACUGAAUUAUCCUUCACAAAAACCUAGACUGCACAUUAGCGCCCUCUGGUAGACAACCCCUCACAGUGCCAGUCUUGGAUCUGUCAAGUGAAGAUCGUUCACAGAUUCUCCACCUUGAGUGAUGCUAUGACAGUACGUUUAUACCAAUCCUUUUCUUCACUGUAAAUGUGACUCCUGGAAACCACACAGGAGCCUGUUCUGCUGUUUCGUUCGUUAAUGUAAAGAAAACCAACGUGUUUUUAUACCUUCCAGCACUGGUUGUGUUUUGUACCAAUGACAAAUGGACUUGGUCUAAACCCUAGCUCCCAAUGUGACUGUGCCUCUUGUUUUGACACUGUAUGUAUUUAUGUCAGCAUGUAUGUACAUUUGUAUGCCAUUCCAGAUCACAUGACAAUGGCCUUUCCCCUCUCUGACCUCUCUCUGCUACAGUGCCAGGUUUGCUGUCAUAAUGGCCCUCAUUUUCUGGGGGCUGCUUUACGUUGACCUGACAUUGCAAUGUAAUGUUUCGACUUCACAGCAUACGCAUUUGUACAAAAUAAACAUUUUUAUUGAACAUUUGUAAA
Molecule: messenger RNA, 4428 nt
Organism: Osmerus eperlanus (European smelt)
Lineage: Eukaryota; Metazoa; Chordata; Actinopteri; Osmeriformes; Osmeridae
Product: vang-like protein 1
Exons: 9
Coding region: 383-1993 (536 amino acids)
Biological process (GO): multicellular organism development
Cellular component (GO): plasma membrane
Source: RefSeq, a predicted model, not a curated record